This is a messenger RNA of Syzygium oleosum, 1073 nucleotides long. Its product is annotated as protein C2-DOMAIN ABA-RELATED 4-like. The record is from RefSeq and is a predicted model, not a curated record. Bases 182 to 823 code for a protein of 213 amino acids. The transcript has 3 exons. NCBI's taxonomy places the organism in Eukaryota, Viridiplantae, Streptophyta, Magnoliopsida, Myrtales, Myrtaceae.
AUAGCCUAUUGGAUCCGAGGUAAUUUCCACGCGAAAUGAUGAAAUAGAAAAAUGCGCCAAUACCAGAAAUUUUUUUUUUUGGGUCGAAAGCCAAUACUAGAAUUUAAUCGCACUCUUUUCCUGCGCAAAGCCAAUGCGAGAAAAUAGCUUAUGGUGAUGGUACAUAUAAGACGCUCGCCCGAUGUUUACUUCCCCACUAAGGAGAGAGACAGGAUCGCCUUCCUUUGUCGUUCCUGAGCAUUGUCGUCGUCGUCCUCGCGUUGUCGUCAUCGUGGUGGCCGUCUUCUGCCUUCUUUCUUCUGCUGCUGCUGCUUCUUCUUCGGCAAUGGAACACCUGAUGGGUCUUCUCAGGAUUCGCAUCCACCGAGGCGUCAACCUCGCCGUCCGAGACCUCAGGAGCAGCGAUCCUUACGUUAUCGUCAGGCUCGGCAAACAGAAACUAAAGACUCGGGUCGUGAGGAAGAACACGAACCCAGAAUGGAACGAAGAUCUUACGCUGACCAUCGCUGAUCCGAGCCUUCCCGUUAAACUGUUUGUCUAUGACAAGGAUCGGUUCAGCUUCGACGACAAGAUGGGGGACGCGGAGUUCGAGUUCGGGACCUUCGUGGAGGCGCUGCGGAUGCGCCUGGACGGGCUCCCGAGCGGGACCAUAAUCACCCGGGUCCAGCCCACCCGGCAGAACUGCCUCGCCGGCGAGAGCCGCGUCGUCUGGGCCGGCAGCAAGGUCGUGCAGGACAUGGUCCUGAGGCUGCGCAACGUCGAGAGCGGCGAGAUCGAGCUGCGGCUGGAGUGGAUCGACAUCCCCGGAUCGAGAGGGCUGUGAAAUCGUGUCGCGACCCUGCUCAAUACCACCCUCUCCAUGUGAUGUUCGGCGCUGUUCGGUGUACAGUUCAAUAGAGAAAGGACCCAGCCGAGUAAAGGUGUAUCCAAAGGGGGAGGCAUACAAUGAGAGUUCUUUGAUGGUGCUUCGUAGGAGAGGCAAAAAGAGCAAUGUGUACAUUGAAUUCCUUAAUUUGGACCGCUUGACCAUGGUGAAGAAAUUUGUUUUAAAUUUCCGGUCACCAAUCACCAAA